Messenger RNA from Hemibagrus wyckioides, 2048 nucleotides. RefSeq names its product ring finger protein 115a (gene rnf115a). The record is from RefSeq and is a predicted model, not a curated record. The coding region runs from base 79 to 1014 and encodes 311 amino acids. Gene Ontology annotation, cellular component: nucleoplasm; cytoplasm. The transcript is spliced from 9 exons. Lineage: Eukaryota; Metazoa; Chordata; Actinopteri; Siluriformes; Bagridae. Gene Ontology annotation, molecular function: ubiquitin protein ligase activity. Gene Ontology annotation, biological process: positive regulation of DNA-templated transcription; ubiquitin-dependent protein catabolic process; protein ubiquitination.
GGACUUUCCUGAAUACGGGUAGGAAACGUAUAUCGACUGAAGGAGCGACGUCAGUGUUUGUGUGCGUUUGUCGGAAAGAUGGCGGAGGCUGCGGCAGUUCCUCCGCAUCGGUUUUUCUGUCACUGUUGUAAAGGCGAAGUGAGACCAAAACUCCCGGAAUACAUCUGCCCCAGAUGUGACUCUGGAUUCAUUGAGGAAGUGACGGAAGACUCCAGUCUUUUGGACAGUAGUACGAAUGGCCUCGAUGACACAGCUUCACAGUUUGCAGAGCUCUGGCAGCUUCUGUUUGUGGAGCGGCCGUUCACAGUGGACUUGGACAGCCCCGAUUCAGAGCCACGGGUUCCAGGGGGUCCAGGAGGACUUGGUUUGGGAGGAGGGCCGUUUGGUGGCUCCGUCCCUGGGGGGCUCAGCGGGAACCUCGGUGGCCCGUUAGGAGGAGGAGGAGAUCACUGGGGCCCCAGCCGCCCCCCUCGCUUGCACACUCAGAGGAGAUACAGAUCCAGAGGAAGCAGUCGGCCGGAUCGCUCCCCUGCUGUAGAGGGAAUAGUACAACAGUUUCUUGCUGGCCUUUUUGCCAAUUCAGGUGCUCCAGGCUCCCCACCACUGUCAUGGACAGGCAUGCUGCACUCAAACCCUGGUGACUAUGCCUGGGGUCAGGGUGGUCUGGAUGCAGUCAUUACACAGUUACUGGGUCAGUUUGAGAACACAGGUCCCCCUCCUGCAGAGAAAGAGAAAAUUUCCUCCCUCCCCACGGUCAUUGUUUCUCAGGAACAGGCUGACAGCAGUUUGGAGUGUCCAGUGUGUAAGGAGGACUACACAGUCGGAGAGCCAGUCAGGCAGCUGCCCUGUAAUCACUUCUUCCACAGUGACUGCAUUGUGCCCUGGCUAGAACUGCAUGACACAUGUCCGGUAUGCAGGAAGAGUUUGAGUGGAGGGGACAGUGGCAAUCAGCCACCCUCAGAGCCCUCCUCCGUAAACACCGAGCCCCGCACACAGGAGAGAUGGUCCUACUGAGGGAGACACCCACAUGCUUCAUUUCAUCUCUGCUCUAUUUCUGUCUAACUUUCACAAUGCACUCAACGCGUGAGGAUUUGCCACUAUUUGGCAAUCCCUGUCUUAACGCCAGCCUCUCUCUCUCUCCCCAUUUUUGAUCUUACCACUCUCAUAUGGUUUACUAUGGCUUGUUUACGGUUUUACUUUUUAUCCCUCAUGCUUCCUCUGUUGUGGCCUGUCUCUAGUCUCCUUUCUGUCUCUGCAUUGACACUUUUUCAUUAAUUUAGAGGCGUUUGCAUUUGACUGCACCUCUUGUCCUGGUGUCUGCUUUCCAGGCUACUGACUCUGAAGACACGCACAUGCUCACCACCAUCACUACAUGAGCCAUCCCCUCUUCUAGAAUGUGCAGUGUUAUGCACUUCCCAUGAAGCUCAGCUGCACAUGCUAUACAGAGCCAGCCCCUAUUCAGUGUAAUAGCUAUGGGGUUCACUGUGUCCCCAGGCCCAUUCUACUGAUUGGUUGCCCUUGACCUCAUUUUUGCUCACUGUUUAGCACACCUGUUCACUGGGUCACCGUGUCCUGUCUCGGUAGUUGCUACCAGUUUCGGAGCGCUCCUUUUCCUCUUCCUCUUGCCAUCUGUGCACUUGUCCCAGGUGUAUAUAUCUCAGACGCACACAGUGUCCGUCUCAUCCCCCUAACACCCCCCCCCUUCAUUGGCAUCACUCCUUUUCUUUUUUUGUAAAUAAUUUUAGUUCGAAUUCUCAUUCAAAGAAAAAAAAAAACCAGAAGGAAAGGAAUACUGCAUAUAAAAUGGUGAAUCCCUAAAUAUUAAAAUAUAUAUUAUAUAAAUGAUGUGUUGUCAAUUAUGUAUUCAUAAUAAAACUGAAUAAAAAUCAGUUAACUGUUGAUCUUGCUAAGACAGGUUUACAGAAAUUUUUACAUGAAUCACAUGUACAAGAGCCAAGGAUACCAUCUGAUUUCAUUCUUUUGUUUCUUUGAAAUGCUUUGUAGGUUGGUUUAUCUACAGCAUCCAGGUAAAAUGAUGAUAAACCUGU